This is a messenger RNA of Papilio xuthus (Asian swallowtail), 6832 nucleotides long. RefSeq names its product PHD and RING finger domain-containing protein 1. The transcript has 9 exons. The record is from RefSeq and is a predicted model, not a curated record. The coding region runs from base 255 to 6686 and encodes 2143 amino acids. Lineage: Eukaryota; Metazoa; Arthropoda; Insecta; Lepidoptera; Papilionidae.
UGAAAAUGGCCGCUUGACCGUCGAAAGCGGCUUGCUGUCAAAAUAUAAAAAUAAUUUAAAGUAGCGCGUAUGAAUAAUUUUAAUGAAAUCAAACGAAUUUUACUACGUUCUUUUAUAUUAAGAUUGGAGGAAACAAAUAAUUUUUAGCUCAGAUGUUGUAACAAUUAGCUCGCAAAGGUCAUUUACACCUUUGCAAUUCGCUUCGUGUCGUGCGUAUUGAAGCAGCACUUGUGAAUCGGUGUUUACGUCUCAGGAUGAGUGAGGAGGAUAGCGAAGGUUCGCCCGUGCGGUUCAAACGGAAAACCAAGACUGUGGGUGUCUUGACUUCUUCAUCAGAGUCCGAUAGCGAUGAUAGCAUCGGCGUGGCGGAUACACGUAGAAAGAGGCUUCGGGUUUUAAGUGACGAGGAAUCUGCCAGCGGUAGCGACAGCUCAGUGGCAGUUGGUGGUGUUCGUAAACGUGAGCUGUGUAAACUGCGAUAUUCAGAUGAUGAGAGUGACAUCUCGGGAUGGACAACUGAUGACUCCAAUGCAGCAAAGACGCUACCAACACCACACAAACCUGCAGCACAAACAUCUGGAUUUGCAUCAGACAGUUCUGAAGGGAAUUCUGAUAAAUGUUCAAUCUGCCUUCUCCGCUUCAAAGACCAGGAGGUGGGCACUCCGGAGAACUGUGACCAUAUAUUUUGUGUGGACUGCAUAUCGGAAUGGGCUAAAAAUGUCAAUACAUGUCCAGUAGAUAGAAUUACGUUUAAUUCUAUAAUUGUGAAAACCCAUGCUGGUGGAAGUGUCAUAAGGUCUGAUCCCGUGAAAGUGCUGCCACGGAGAUCUUCAUCAGAUAUACUUAUAUUGGAAGAUUCAACAUAUUGUGAGGUGUGUUCAAGUCCAGAUAAUGAAGAAACAAUGUUACUUUGUGAUGGAUGUGACCGUGGUUAUCACAUGCAGUGCCUCACACCACCUCUCACUACAGUGCCUUUAUCUCAAUGGCUUUGCUCAUUAUGUCAAAUUCUUCUGGAAGCUGAGAAUACGUCGGACCUCGAUGACUUGGAGGCCAUCAGGUCACGUAGGUUGCGAAGAAAUUUAAGAGCAAUGCCAAGAAAUUAUGACACAAUUGAAGAGCCGUCGACAUCAAGUGGUCGGAGUAAUGUACAUAUAAAUGAACCUACUACGUCUCGGGGUACGAGCACAUCUCAAAGAAGGUCCAGAUAUUCCAGAAGGUCAUCAGGAACACAACGAAGGAAACGGAAACUAAAGACUAAUGCAGAUGUAGACAGACAAAAUAGAAAUAAAAAACUUAAGAAGCUUAAGAAGAAAAGGAAGACGAGACGGCAACCGAGAACAGCAGCGCGUCGUUCCCACGUACGAGCGAGCGUGCGCGCACAACUUGUCAAUUUAAAAAUCACUUCAAAUGAUAUAAGAAUCUACUCCUCGCCGUCAGAAACACAGAACUUGUCCAGUCUAAGACAAAGGGCUGGUAUCACUUCACUCAGUCUGUUUGGAAAUGACUACGAGCUGGAUCAUUUCACAGACGAUGAACAAGAUAAUUCUAGUGGCCUGAUGACUGCUGUUAUGCGACCAACUUCUAACAUGCUGUCUGCUUACAGACAGGCGAGAAGAAAGAUGGUUUCUAUUCCAUCUCCUCCACAAACAUCAACAGCACCGGAUAUUCUUUCCAGCAUAAUAGAAAGUCAAACUUUAUUAUAUUCUAAGAAUUCUAUCGUGUCCGUAUCUGUUGAUGGCAGUAUUGAUAUUCAAUUACAAAGAAAUAAAAAUAAUAGUUUGCCCAAAAAUAAUUCAAAUCCAACAAAAUCUGAUGACAAAGUUGAUUUAUCAAAAGGUGAAGACGCAUCUAAGAAAGCUCCUUCGUAUCCCGGACAGUCUCGCGGUGGAGGCUGGGGCGGCGGAUAUCGCGGGAACUAUCACAGGGAACAAAACUCGAAUUUCAACAGAGGCAACUACGACAAUAACUACGGAGGAAACUAUCAAAAUCAAAGACAAGGAAACAUUAACUAUCAGAAUAAUAACAUGAGACGCGACGAAUCCGAUAACUUUGGUAACUACGCGAGAAGACCACCGCAGUAUUCACACAACGAUGACUCAUUUUAUGAUAGACAAGGUCCGAAUAGAAGACAGAUUCCUAACGAUGCUAAUAGAGGUCAACACUAUGGUCCACAUCAGAGAUUAAAUGAUCAAGGUCCUGGGCGAUAUAGUUUAGGUCCAUCCUGGCAAUCUUUUCCUAUGGGCAGCGGACCAAGACCUGAAAACCCGACAACGCACAAUAGACAUUCUUUCGGUGGUUUCGAAAACCCACUUGAUAUGCGAAUGGGACAAGCACCUUAUCCUGCACAAAUAAAUUCAAACAAUUUGUACUCACGCUCAGAGACUGUCGUGAAUAAAUCGCAAACACCAGAUUAUCAGCCGUUACCGGAACCACCGAUGUUUAAUUUCUCUAAAAUGUCGGAACCUGAAAAAUCUGAAGAUGAAAGAAGUGAUUCUGGUUUGGUUAUCGAUACUGAAAAAUACGAUCCGACUGAACCUACAAAUGACGAUGACAGUUGCGAGGAUGAUAAAACACAAACAAAAUCAGUGUCCCUGCCAGGUUUACCUGCCCUGCCAGGUCUGCCAGGUCUGCCAGCUCAGCCAGCAGCCGAGCAGUCUCCCCCGCCCACACCCGCUACAGUUCAAAAUAUAUUAGCGGGAAUAGAUACUAGUACAAUGAAUGUGCCUCAUAAUAUAUUAGAUAGCGCUGUAAGACAAGUUUUAAAAGAGCAUAGAAAUUUAUUAUCUUCACCUAAGUUACAAUCUAACGUAACUAAUAAUGACAAAAGUGACGACGAGUCUGAUGGUGAUUGUCCCAAUUUUUCUAUUUAUUCCGCCACAAGUGUUCAUAUUGCAAAUACAAGUAACAAUUUACCAGUCGAGGUCGUCAAGGAAGUGCCGCAAGAUGACCUUGAAGACCUCGUCCAGGAGGAUGAUGAUGUACCUCCGCCCGAUUUAACCCCAAAUGAGGCCUUAAAUACAUCCGUAAUGAAUAACAAACCUUUAACAGAUAACUCUAUUAGUAAUAAGCCUCAUUAUUCUAGUUCCGAAAGUAGUAUUAAAAAGAAAACAGACGAAGAAUAUAAGGAGAAAGUAUCAAAGAGAUGUCCAAUAACUACAAACACGCGAAAUCCUAUAAAAAUAAAACUUAAUAAACAUUCUCUUAUAAAAAGACAUUUAAAUUUAUACGACGAAGAAGAUACUUAUGAAGAAACAGAGACAGUAGAUAAAUGUGAAAUAGUCGAUAAAACUGAGACAGUCGACAAAUCUGAGAUGAGUGGAAAAUUUGUCUCCAGCGUCCGUGAGACAACUCCUGAAGAAAAACCAGAAGAAAAUGUAAAUAUGAACAUGGAUAAAAAUGAAGAAAAAAGUGUAGAUGAAACAAAUAACCAAAUAUGUAAAGACACGAAUAUUUCUGAAGACAAUAAGGACGCGCAAGCAUCACCGCUAACUCCGACAUUCGAUGAACCUGGCACAGAGAAAGACAAAGACAGUGACUUAGAAAACGCAGAAAAAGCAGAAAUAAAUAAUGAAACAGCUACUGAAGAGGCCAAAGAGUUAGAAGAAGAGGCUGAGGAACUACCAACAGAACUGUUAUCAAAAGACACAGACGCUAACAAUAGCGAGCUUGGUAAAUCCGAUAGCGAAAAAUCUGACAACGAAGUGCAUUCUGAUGAUGAAGACUCCGAAGACGAAAUCUGCCUCAAAGUUCAUUCGUCAGAAAAAGACAGCGCACCGGAAAAGGAAGGUGUAGAAAAAAUGACGGAGUCUAUAAGUGAAACCGAAGACGAACGUAGCUACACGCCCUGCCUAGAUGAGAACAAGUCGAAGGAUACGUCGCUAGAAAACGAAAAAGAAAAGGGAAUAGAAGGUCUCGACACCGAGAUGAUAUCCGAUGAAGAAGGAAACGAAAUGUUUUCUGAAAAUGAAAAAGCUCCCUCGGAAACGUCGCUCACCUCUCCGGUUAGAACGCAACCUGCUGCAGUACAGGAGGAAAAAGUUUCAGUAAAGAAAAAAGAGACCAAAGGUGAAGAUCGCGAUGAUAAUAAAAAGAAAAAGAAGAAAGAAUCCAAAAAAGAAGCCAGAGAUAAAAAUAAAAACAAACAUAAGAAAGCCGAUAUUUCGUUCAAGAAGCUUAGCAAAAGUGGUAAAGAAAGAAAUUACAGAGAGAGGGAUAAAGACGAAAAGAGUAAAAAUAAAAAAGAUCGUCGCGAGUCGAGCGAAACGGCGGAAGAGAAACAAAAAAGGCGCAAAGAAAAAAGAAAGGAUUUGGAGAGAUACGACGUCCGAACUGUCGUCACGGAAAAAAGAAAGAAGUUGAAAGACGCGUUCGGGCGAGACAUCUCUCCGCGUCUGCGCUCCACCUCCCUGUCGCCCCUCGAAGAUCCCUCCCCCUCGCGGACGAGGCGGUCCUUUUCCAGGAGUCGAAGAUCCGUCUCUCGAGGUCGAAAAUCAUUGUCCAGAAUAAGAAGGUCGCCGUCGAGGGGACGCAAGUCUCCCUCCAGAAAUAGGCGAUCCUUGUCUCGCGCACGCAAGUCUCCUUCCAGGAGUCGCAGAUCACCGUCCAGAGUCCGCAAGUCGCCGUCGCGCGGCCGCAGAUCUCGCUCCCUGGGAAGAAAGUCGCCAUCCAGAGGGAGAUUGUCGGUUCCGAGAGUGCGCGGAUCGCCUCUCAGGGCGAGGAAUUCUCCGCUCAGAGGCCGCAACUCUCAGCUCCGAGUGCGACGCUCGGCGUCCAGAGGUCGGCGCUCGCCCUCCUCCGUUAUACUGAGACGAGCGCGCGUCUCCCUGUCGCCGCGGUCCGCCACGCCGCGCAUCUCGCCGCGCAUCUCGCCGCGCCGCUCGCCGUGCCGCUCGCCGCGACGCUCGCCGGAGCGCAAGCGGCGUCGCUCAGUGUCGGCUCGCCGCCGCGCCUCGCCGCGCCGUCGUCGCUCCCUGUCGCGCGGCAGGAAGCGGCGCAGGUCCGCCUCGCGCAGUCCCAAACCGAAAUCCACCAAAAAGAAGAAACGCUCGCGCUCCGAGCGACCCUCCUCCCGCCGCCGCUCGCCGCGACAAAAAUCACCCAAGAGGAAAAAGAACAAACGGCCGACGAUCAGCCGCUCGCCCGAGCCGGCGCCGCUGCGGCCAGUCGCCGCCGAAUGGUCGCCGCCCUCCGUGGACUCGCGCCUGCUGUCGCCGCGCACGCCGCCGCCCGACCUGUCGCCCGACCCCUGCCAGCUCAGAGUCAUCGUCGCCGCGGACGACAAGAGGAAGCGCAAGGAGAAGAGGCGGCGCGACCCCGACCGCCUGCGACACAAGCGAAUCCGCGACGCCGUCGGACCCUCCAAGGAGGUGUUCACCUCCGGGGACAACAUUCUCGUCAGCGUCAGCUUCAAGGAUCAGGAGCGGGACGAGCAGGGCGAGAAGCGCAAGCGCCGGGAGACGAAGAGAGAAAAGAGAAAGCGGAAGAGGACGACCGUGCCGCCCGAGGCGGAGACCGCAAAGCCCGUCGCCAUCAUCGACCUCGAGCGCUCGCCCUUCCGCGAGCUGACGCCGUCCCCGAAGAACGUCAUAGUGCUGAGCGACAGUGACCACGGCGAGAAGGAGGAGACCGAGCCGAGAGAGAGGCGGGAGGUCGGCGUUGUCCGGCCGGCGGAGGCCGAGAACACGGCCGUCGUGGAACCGCUGCCGAGCGCACCCCCCGCCGGGCCCAAGACUCCGCCCGAGCCCGAGGCGCCGCCUGAGCCCGCCGCCUCCCCGCACUCGGCCGCCUCGCCCGCCUCCGCGGCCUCCGCGCGCUCGCCCGACGCCUACGAUCCGUACGAGCCGACCCGCUCGCCGUCCGCGUCGCCCGGCGGGGGCGCGGCGAGCGGCGGCGGCUCCAUGACGCUGGAGGCGGCGCAGCGUACCAACCUGUCGGCGGACGAGGUGCUGGCGCGCCGGCCGCUCUCGCCCAUAGAAAAAGUAUUGGCGCUGCUACAGUCGACGCGCGAGGAGGCGCCGGAGCCGCCGCCCGGCCCGGAGACGGAGGCGCCGCCGCGCGUUAUGCUGCCGGAGGUGCCGCGCGCGACGCCCAAGCUGUUCGUGGGCAAAGCGGAGCCCAUUAAGUCUCAGCCGGUGAAGCCGAUGGCGCGGCGCGAGGACGAGCAGGCGGACUCGCCCUACUCGCCGGGCUCCAGCGAUUUCGGCGACCUGUUCGAGCCGCCCGCACCGUCCGGCCCGCCCUCGCUCGGCGGCAAGCGCGACAUCUUCGACGCGCUGUUCGACAAACCGCCCUCGAAGCAGCGCAAGAACAAAUCCUCCGCUGCCAAAGUGCCCGUUAAACUCAAUAAAAAGAAAGGAAUCAAAACUCAAGUGGGAGUCAAACUAGACGAGGAUAACCUAAAGAUCUUGGACGACCUGCCGAGCUCCGCCGUCGAGAUGCAGGUCAAGAGCAAGUUCUUGAAGAAGCUGAACCGGCAGGAGCGCGUGGUGGAGGAGGUGAAGCUGGUGCUGAAGCCGCACUACAACAAGAAACACGUCACAAAAGACGAGUACAAGGACAUUCUGCGCCGCGCCGUGCCCAAGAUUUGCCACAAUAAAUCUGGCGAAAUAAACCCGACCAAGAUCCAGGCGCUGGUUGAGGCGUACGUGAAGAAGUUUAGGAAAAAACACAAGCUGGGCCUCGCGUAGCGGCUGCGUGUAGUUUGUAACAUAGUGCCGGCAGAAAAUCAGAUUAUUGUAAUUAUAAUUUAUGUAUGGUCACUGUAUCUUACUUAUGUUUUAUUUAAAUAAAAUUAAUAUAGAGUUUACUUGAAAUAUAGACCUUUUUUAAUGCA